Molecule: messenger RNA, 2604 nt
Organism: Sphenostylis stenocarpa
Lineage: Eukaryota; Viridiplantae; Streptophyta; Magnoliopsida; Fabales; Fabaceae
Source: the annotation of a GenBank genome assembly
AUGGCUAUUGAGGAUUCAUCUUCUCCCAAUGGCCUCCGUCUGGUGAUAAAGGACUACCCCUAUGCUGUUGAUGGAUUAGAGAUAUGGAACGCUAUCAAGACAUGGGUCCAUGACUAUGUCUCGUUGUACUAUAUCACAGAUGAUGCAAUUAAAAAAGAUCUUGAACUCCAAGCAUGGUGGAAAGAAGUUGUUGAGAAGGGUCAUGCUGACUUAAAAGAUAAGCCGUGGUGGCCUAAACUACACACUCGCGAAGAGCUUAUUCAAUCUUGUAGUACCAUCAUAUGGAUUGCUUCGGCUUUUCACGCAGCAGUUAAUUUUGGACAAUAUCCUUAUGGUGGCUUUAUCCUCAAUCGUCCAACUAUAAGCAGAAGAUUGAUCCCAGAAAAAGGAACUCCAGAAUAUGAAGAGAUGGCAAAUAAUGCUCAAAAGGCUUAUUUGAGAACAAUCACGCCAAAGUAUCAGGCUCUUGUUGAUCUUUCAGUGAUAGAAAUAUUAUCAAGACAUGCUUCUGAUGAGGUGUACCUCGGACAGAGGGACAAUCCAAAUUGGUCCUCUAAUCCAAGGGCAAUAGAAGCCUUUAAAAAGUUUGGAAAUAGUCUAGCAGAGAUUGAGACAAGAAUCUCAGAAAGGAACAAUGAUCCAAAUCUUAAAAAUCGAACUGGGCCAGCUCAAUUGCCCUAUACUUUGCUUCUUCCUACCAGUGAAACGGGGUUGACUUUUAGAGGAAUUCCCAACAUUGCAGAAGAUAUAGAGAAUCAAGUAAGAUAUAUAAAAAUGUUUACGAGGUUGAGAAGGUUGUGGAGCAGAAGCCACAAGGUGAAGGGGACGGUGGUGUUGAUGAAGAAGAACGUGUUUGAUUUCAACAACAUAACGAGUGUGAGUGGGAUUAUUGGGACUGGAAUCGACAUUGUUGGCUCAGCAGUUGAUGGUAUCAGUGCCAUAACUGGUAGCUCUGUCAGUAUUCAGCUCAUUAGUGCUACCAAGGCUGAUUCUAAUGGAAAUGGGAUAGUUGGAAGGAAGGCCUAUUUGGAAGGUAUUAUUACCUCCACACCGACUUUGGGAGUUGAGCAAUCUGCAUUUGAUGUUCAGUUCAAAUGGGAUGCUGACAUGGGAAUUCCUGGAGCAUUUAUCAUAAGAAAUAAUAUGCAAGUUGAGUUCUUCCUUGUCAGUUUGACUCUCGAAGACAUUCCUAAUAAAGGAACCAUACACUUUGCUUGCAACUCAUGGGUUUACAAUCAUAAAGAUUAUGAAGAUGAUCGAAUUUUUUUUGCCAACGAGGCAUACAUUACAAGUAAAACACCAGGUCCACUAAUGACGUACAGAGAAGCAGAAUUGAAGAGCUUAAGAGGAAAUGGAAGAGGGAAACGCAAGGAAUGGGACAGAAUUUAUGAUUAUGAUGUAUACAAUGAUUUGGGCAAUCCAGACUGCGGUAAAAACCUUGCUCGCCCUGUUCUUGGAGGAUCUACCACUUAUCCCUAUCCUCGUAGGGGAAGAACUGGUCGAAAACCAACAAAGAAAGACCCCAAAUGCGAGAAACCAGGCAAGGUGUAUGUUCCAAGAGAUGAAAAUUUCGGUCACUUGAAGUCAUCUGACUUCCUUUCUUUUGCGAUUAAAGCUUUAUCUCGUAAUGUCUUACCUUUACUCAAAUCUUUAUUUGAUUUAAACUUCACACCGAAUGAGUUUGGUAGCUUCGAAGACGUACGUGAACUCUGUGAAGGUGGACUUAGGCUCCCUACAGAUAUACUUAGCCAAAUUAGUCCCUUACCUGUGCUCAAGGAAAUCUUCCGCACUGAUGGUGAAAUUAAUGUCCUCAAGUUUUCUAUACCUCAUUUAAUCAAAGCAGUUAAUAAAUCUGCAUGGAUGACUGAUGAGGAAUUUGCCAGAGAGAUGCUUGCUGGUGUUAACCCUUGUGUGAUUCGCUGUCUACAAGAGUUCCCACCACAGAGCAAGCUGGAUCCCUCAGUGUAUGGUGAUCAAACCAGUAAAAUGACUGAACAACACUUGGAGAUAAACCUUGAAGGGUUAACAGCAAUUGAAGGUCAGAGACUAUUCAUAUUAGAUCACCAUGACCUAUUUAUGCAAUUUUUGGGAAGGCUAAAUGCAUCCAAAUCAACAAAAGCUUAUGCCACGAGGACAAUCCUUUUCUUGAAAGAUGAUGGAACCUUGAAGCCAUUAGCCAUCGAAUUAAGUUUACCACAUUCAGGUGGACAAAAACUUGGUGCCCAUAGUAAAGUCAUCUUGCCUGCAAGUGAAGGGGUGGAAGGUACAAUUUGGCUGUUGGCUAAGGCAUAUGUUGUGGUGAAUGAUUCAUGCUAUCAUCAGCUCAUAAGCCACUGGUUGAAUACUCAUGCUGUGAUUGAGCCCUUUAUCAUUGCAACAAACAGGAAUCUCAGUGUUCUUCAUCCUGUUUAUAAGCUUUUAUUUCCUCACUAUCGUGACACAAUGAAUAUCAAUGCACUUGCUCGACAAUCUCUAAUUAAUGCUGAUGGCAUCAUAGAGCAAUCCUUUUUGGGUGAAAAGUACGUUAUGGAGAUAUCUUCAGCAGCAUACAAAGAUUGGGUGUUCCCUGACCAAGCAUUACCAGAUGAUCUUAUCAAGAGGUAA